GUCUCCUAUAGCUGUAAAGCUCAAUCUUACUUUUUCUUUUACUUUUUUCACUUUUUAACUAAAUAUGUUUAAAUUUGUGUUGAAAUCACAAUUUAUUUCCAGAUUAUUAGCAGAAAAGUAUGUCUUGAUCCUGGUGCUGAGCUACUUUUUAGGAUGCCUGCAGUUUAAAAUAGGAUACGUUAUCCUAAUCCUGCUGGUACUAAAAUGCUACAUGUUGUGGAGAAGCCGCCGCCGCCCCACUGAGAAGAAGACAGAGGAAAUCCCCAAGGAGAAGAAAAAAGCUCCAGGAAGAGUCCCAGGGGAACACUUCGAGAGGAGCAAGUCCCUGAAUGCGAUUUUCGAGAACAUCUGGCCGUAUCUUACUGAAUACUUGGAGACGAUGCUCAGGCAGAAGAUUCAGCCGAAAAUCCGCUCUUCUAGCAAAUAUCUGGCCUCUUUGCGAUUUAUAAAUAUCGAUUUUGGCGACAAGCCCCCAGAGGUCACUGCUUUAAGAGCCCACGGCGAUCCGGAAAGAAAACAAAUUAUCCUGGAUCUUGAAAUCAGUUACGAUACAGAAGUGAAGAUAGAUAUUGGAUUCAAUGAGAAAACCCCAAUAGCCGGAGUGAAAUCUAUAAAACUGGAGGGAACCUUGAGGAUUAUUUUGGCACCGCUGAUGGAGGACGCGCCCUUAUUCGGUGCAAUUACUUUCUACUUCCCUCAUCGACCGGUAUUGGACCUACGGUGGAUUGGACUUACCCACCUGCUGAAUAUCCCAGGACUUCACACAAUGUCGGAUAAGAAGAUUGUGAACAAAAUUGCCAAGUUCAUGGUUGCGCCGCAGCAUUUCAGCCAACGAAUAAAAGCCAAAUUCGAUUUGAAUGAGCUGCACUUCAAAGAGCCAAGGAUUGUGCUUCGUAUCCAUGUGAUAGAAGCCAAAAACCUUAGAGCCAAGGAUCUAAGUUCUUCGGACCCGUAUGUUGUCAUACACGGAGGAGGAACAACAGUGCAAACCAAGGUGAUACAGAAGAACCUUAAUCCACAGUGGAAUGAGACGUUUGAGAUACUAUAUACUGACCUCCCAGGGCAGGAGGUAGAGUUCAAUCUCUUUAAUAAAGAUAAGGAAUUGGCCAAAGAUCAGCCUUUGGGCAGCUGCAAAAUCAGAAUUGCAGAUGUCCCAGAGAGAAUGUACCUAGAUAAGUGGAUACAGUUGGAGAAUGCAGAGUCUGGGCAGCUCCAUAUCAAGCUGGAACGUCUCCAGCUUCUUUCAGACCCUACCAAGUUGGAAGAGGUGCUGAAAGAAAAUGAGCAAACUCAGACAGAGAGAAGAACGCAGAUGUCUUCAGCAGUUCUCUACACCUUUAUUGAGAAAGCAAGGGGUCUACCUGUUGUACAGGUGCAGAAAGGCAAACUGAACCCACUCGCUGUGGUGCAGGUUGCCGUUCAAGACUCCGUCCAGGAAACUGGAAGCAAAGUGAAGAACGGAGAAGUAGAGUGGAAAAGGAGGUUCCAGUUCUUAUUAAGGAACCCACUCACUGAGGAACUGAAGCUUAUGUUACAUGAUGAACGCCAGAAACCUCUUGGAUGUGUUGCUGUGCCCCUAUCACAACUUGUGGAUGCAGCAGACAUGACCAUAGAGGACUGGCUGCCCCUGGAAUCGACAGAAGAGAAUAGAGACAUACGAGUGAAACUGCAAUUGAGGAUUUUGGCACCUCAUCCUUACAGUGUUAAGGAAGAGGAACAAAUCCCUGAGGAAAUCACCAGGGUUCCUUUGUUCCAUGGAGAGACCAAAGCUCAAAUUUCCAAACGGAAAUCAUGGGCCAAAGUCAGAAAACUAUUUGCCAAGAAGAAAUAGAACAACGUGGCAUCACUGGUAUUUAUA
Molecule: messenger RNA, 1858 nt
Organism: Xenopus tropicalis (tropical clawed frog)
Lineage: Eukaryota; Metazoa; Chordata; Amphibia; Anura; Pipidae
Product: extended synaptotagmin-1
Exons: 17
Coding region: 65-1831 (588 amino acids)
Cellular component (GO): membrane
Molecular function (GO): lipid binding
Source: RefSeq, a predicted model, not a curated record